Piliocolobus tephrosceles (Ugandan red Colobus) is the source of this 617-nucleotide messenger RNA. RefSeq names its product pepsin A-4-like. Gene Ontology annotation, molecular function: aspartic-type endopeptidase activity. Gene Ontology annotation, cellular component: extracellular exosome. NCBI's taxonomy places the organism in Eukaryota, Metazoa, Chordata, Mammalia, Primates, Cercopithecidae. Bases 65 to 451 code for a protein of 128 amino acids. The record is from RefSeq and is a predicted model, not a curated record. Gene Ontology annotation, biological process: proteolysis. The transcript is spliced from 3 exons.
CCUUGGAGAGAUGUACCCCUGAGGGAUCAGGGACCUUCACUUGCUUCUCGCCCUCAGCAUCACCAUGAAUGGAAAGACCAUCGCCUGCUCUAAGGGCUGCCAGGCCAUUGUUGACACCGGCACCUCUCUGCUGACCGGCCCAACCAGCGCCAUUGCCAACAUCCAGAGCGACAUCGGAGCCAGCGAGAACUCAGACGACGAGAUGGUGGUCAGCUGCUCAGCCAUCAGCAGCCUGCCCGACAUCGUCUUCACCAUCAACGGAGUCCAGUAUCCUGUGCCACCCAGUGCCUACAUCCUGCAGAGCGACGGCAGCUGCAUCAGCGGCUUCGAGGGCAUGGACGUCACCACCGAAUCUGGAGAGCUUUGGAUCCUGGGUGAUGUCUUCAUCCGCCAGUACUUUACUGUCUUCGACAGGGCAAACAACCGGGUCGGCCUGGCUCCCGUGGCUUAAGCCCAAGUCUUUCCAGCCACCUCCCAGGAAGAUCUGACCUCCGUCCUGUGCCCACUUUAGAUGUAUCUAAUUCUCCUGACUGUCCUUCCCAGGGGAGUGUGGAGGUCUUGGCCCUGUUCCCUGUCUUACCAAUAAUGUAGAAUAAAAACAUAACCUACUGAAACAG